AUGCCUACUUUCUCUGAAUUUAUAGAAUUAAAUUUCCAUGAUUAUUUUUUGGUUUAUACUGAUGGCUCAGUGUCAACCAACUCAGCAGGCUUUUCAUUCUUUAUCCCUGAAAAGAUGGUCAAAUAUUCCGAUACCUUACCUCAUGUCACUUGUUCUUUUAUGGCAGAAUGCUAUGCGAUUACGACAGCUCUUGAGUAUAUCAAAUCUUUAAACAUUACAAAAUGCUUGAUUGUCUCGGAUUCCCAAGUAGCUCUUAUCUCGAUCUCUGCAAUCACAUCUCCCCUUAUUCUUAAUAUCAAAGCUUCGCUUUUUGAAUUAUAUUCACAGGAUAUAAUAAUCAAAUUUUUGUGGGUCCCAGGCCAUUCUGGAAUCUCAAGUAACGAAGUUGCUGAUCUCCUCGCUACAUCCACCAAAUAUCGUUUAAACCCAUCUGUUCGUAAAAUCCCGUCCUCAGAUUUUUAA
Messenger RNA from Sipha flava (yellow sugarcane aphid), 462 nucleotides. RefSeq lists its product as uncharacterized. The coding region runs from base 1 to 462 and encodes 153 amino acids. Gene Ontology annotation, molecular function: RNA-DNA hybrid ribonuclease activity; nucleic acid binding. The record is from RefSeq and is a predicted model, not a curated record. The transcript has a single exon. NCBI's taxonomy places the organism in Eukaryota, Metazoa, Arthropoda, Insecta, Hemiptera, Aphididae.